Molecule: messenger RNA, 1470 nt
Organism: Fulvia fulva
Lineage: Eukaryota; Fungi; Ascomycota; Dothideomycetes; Mycosphaerellales; Mycosphaerellaceae
Product: MFS transporter prlL
Exons: 2
Coding region: 1-1470 (489 amino acids)
Biological process (GO): transmembrane transport
Cellular component (GO): membrane
Molecular function (GO): transmembrane transporter activity
Source: RefSeq, a predicted model, not a curated record
AUGAGCGACAUCGAGAAAAAAGGCACACAAGCCGCCGACUACCAAGAACAAAUCGACUCCCUCCAACGCCAGAAAGAUGAAGGCACCUUCGUCCCUCCUACCCCCGAAGAAGAGAAACGGGUCAUCCGCAAACUCGACUAUCGCCUCCUCCCUCUCGUCUUCGUCCUCUACUCCCUCGCCGUCCUCGAUCGCUCGAACCUAGGAAAUGCGCGCCUUGCGGGAAUGGAGGACGACAUUGACCUGUCAGGCAAUCGAUACCAACUCCUCGGCACAAUCUUCUACAUCGCGUACAUCCUAUCGCAAUGGACCUUGAUCGGGUGGAAACAGUUCAAACCGCAUAAUUACUGCGCGGCUGUCACUUUGUUCUGGGGUUUCGUCGCAACAAUUCAGGCUGCAGCUUUCAACUGGGAGAGUCUCAUGGUCUGUCGUUUCUUCCUCGGAGUUGCGGAAGCAAUGUUUGGACCUGGCGUUCCAUUGUAUCUCACGUACUUCUACCCGCGUGAGCUGGUCGGUUUUCGCCAUGGUGUUUUCAUCUCUGGUGCUGCGAUGGCGAAUGCUUAUGGUGGAGCGCUGGCUUAUGGCAUUAGCCAGAUUAAGGGCAGUCUUGCGCCGUGGAAAAUUCUGUUCUUGAUUGAGGGACUGCCGACUUGUGCUUUUGCUGCGGUGGCGUGGUGGUUCUUGCCGGAUAGUAUUAGUAGUGCUCCGUUCUUGAAUGAGAGGGAGAAACAGGUUGCGUUGCAUUUUGUGGCACGGAAUCAGAGGCUUGAUGUCGGGAAGGAGAGGGGUGUGAGGUUUAGAGAGAUGAUGGAGGUGUUCAAGGAUCCAAAGAGUUUCUUGCCGGGGAUUAUGUAUUUCGGGUGCAACGUCUCCUUCGCCUCGCUGCCGCUGUUCGUGCCCACUAUCAUCGCAGAAAUGGGCUCCUUCACGCGAAUCCAGUCCAACGGUCUUAGCGCGCCGCCAUAUGUGCUUUGCUUCUUCGUCAUCAUCCUCCUCUGCUGGCUCUCGGACAAGUACAAAGUACGAGGACCAUUCGUUGCCCUGGCAGCGACGAUAGCGGCAAUAGGUUUCAUCAUCAAUGCGACAACGGAGACGACAGCACCGCGAUAUACCUCGGUCUUCUUGUCGGUGUGCAUAUUCGCGUCUGUCGCGCUGCUUCUGGCGUGGACGGCGAAUAUCCACGCGACCGAGUCGAAACGUGGUGGUGGGUAUACGAUUCUGGCGACGAUUGGGCAGUGUGGACCGUUGCUGGGUACGAGUGUGUUCCCGCCGAGCGACAAGCCGUUUUAUCGGAAGGGGAUGUGGAUUUCGGCGGCGAUGUGUUUGAUGGUUGCUGUGGUUGCGGGGAUUCUUCGCUGCUGGAUCAUAUAUGAGAACAGGCAACUGGAGAAGGAAGGUGCGGUUGAUGAUGAGAUUGAUACCGAUGUCGCUGAGGCGGAGGGACAUCAUGUUAAGCACAAGCUUGUGUGGUAG